Culex quinquefasciatus (southern house mosquito) is the source of this 1632-nucleotide messenger RNA. RefSeq names its product spermine oxidase. The coding region runs from base 54 to 1466 and encodes 470 amino acids. The transcript is spliced from 3 exons. NCBI's taxonomy places the organism in Eukaryota, Metazoa, Arthropoda, Insecta, Diptera, Culicidae. The record is from RefSeq and is a predicted model, not a curated record. Gene Ontology annotation, molecular function: polyamine oxidase activity.
ACUGAGUGCAUCGCAUCGUACAGCGUUUUCUGUUGGCUGCGAAAUUGUCCAGUAUGGACGAGAAAAUAAUCAUCAUCGGUGCCGGAGCAGCGGGAAUCGCCUCUGCUGCACGACUUUACAAGAAAGGAUUUCGAAACCUGGAAAUUCUGGAAGCAACGAACCGCAUCGGGGGACGCAUCCAAACCGUUCCUUUUGGGGCCAACGUGGUCGAUCUGGGUGGCCAGUGGUGCCAUGGUGAGAAAGGGAACGCCGUGUACCAGCUGGCUGGUCCGCUGGGCCUGCUGGAAUCGUCCAUCGUUUCCGACGACAACGUGAUACUCCGAAGCAACGGUGAACUGGUUCCGCAGGACAUCGCCGAUCGAAUGAUGGCCAUUUCCGAGAAAAUUAUGGAAUCGAAAGAAAUUGAGAGGUACACGGGCACCCUGGGACAGUACUUUACGGAACGCUUCAUGAAGACGAUGGAACUGCCCAAAAAUCGUGACAUUGGCGAGGAGCUUAUUCAGCAGUUUUUGGCUUAUUUUCAUAACGAGCAGCGCGGGUUUAUUGCGAUUGACUCGUGGUACAAUCUGACGGCUGCCGGAAGUGCCGCGGACGAGGAGUGCGAAGGUGAUCAGGAGCUCAGCUGGAAGGGCAAAGGAUACAGGAGUGUGUUGGAGCUGCUUUUGCGGAGACAUCCAGCCCAAAACGACGUAUCGAUUCCUGUGGAAAAAUUCACCAAAUUCAACAAAUUUGUCACCAACAUCAGCUGGUAUAACGGCCCAGAUCGUCCCCUGGUCGUAACAUGCGCAGACGGUACGCAGCACGAAGCUGCCCACGUGAUCGUGACCAGCUCGAUCGGUGUCCUGAAAGAGAAUCUACGAACCAUGUUCACUCCCCAGUUGCCGAUGGCCAAACAGAAAGCCAUCAAGGGAAUCUACCUGGGCACGGUGAACAAAAUCAUCAUGGAGUUUGGCAAGCCAUUUUGGAAGUCUUUGGGCAACGUGUUCGGGCUGAUGUGGGAGCAAGAGGACCUGGAACAGUUGCGGCACUCGAAGUUCGCCUGGACCGAGGGAGUUUCGAUGUUUCUUAAGGUGGACCGUCAACCGAACCUCUUGGUUGCGUGGAUGAUUGGCUCGGAAGGACGGCAAGCGGAACAGCUGCCCGAUAAGGAGAUUAUCGACGGAAUGAUGUUUCUACUGAAAAAGUUUUUCAAAAAUAAGGACGUGGAGAGACCAAUCCGGAUGAUCAGAUCAAAAUGGUCCAGCGAUAAGAACUUCCGGGGGUCCUACUCGAGCCGAUCGUUAACCACGGAAGCCCUCAAGACAGGACACGAUAAAAUGGCGGUACCGGUUAAAAACUCCGAAGGCAAGCCUGUGCUAAUGUUUGCCGGUGAAGCCACCAGUGAGGAGUACUUUGGGACGGUGCACGGGGCCAUUGCGAGUGGGUGGCGGGAAGCUGAUCGAAUCGUUGAGUACUAUGAGGAAUAGUGUUUUCUUUUUGAAUUAAAUAUUUCAGAAAAUUAUUAUUAUCUUAAUUUUCACUCUGGUCACCAAUAAAUCUGACCCGAAUUUACUACAAAACCGACCUAAAACAAACUUAUUAUCUUGAAAAAAAUCAACUGACCGAUUCUUUGGCUCCGUUUAUUUAUUUCGU